UGUAAAGGUCAGCCCUGCACCCUGAGCAGCAGCUCAGAAGGAGGAGACAGCCUAGCCAUUCUUCAUUGCACCUUGUCCUCUGUGCUCUGGACAGAUGGCUCCUUGGUGACAGCUCCAUAAUGGCAGUGGGUGACACCCUGCUGCACCUCAGGGUUGUUCUGCUUCUGCUCUGGCUGGAGGUGUCCUUGUCCACUUGUGGCCAUUCUCAGGCCAGGCCCUCCCAGCAUUUCACCUCCCUAGAAGUGGUGGUCCCCAUGAAGGUGAUCAGCAGGGGCAGAGGUACAAAGGCUCCCGGAUGGCUGUCCUAUAGCCUGCGAUUUGGGGGUCAGAGACACAUUGUCCACAUGAGGAUCAAGAAGCUGUUGGUUUCCACACACCUCCCUGUGUUUACCUACACGGAGCAGCGUGCCCUCCUCCAGGAUCAGCCCUUCAUGCCUGAUGACUGCUACUAUGAUGGUUAUGUGGAGGGGUUCCCUGCGUCCCUGGUUGCCCUCAGUACCUGUUUUGGGGGCUUUCGAGGAAUGCUGCAGAUAAAUGACCUUGCUUAUGAAAUUGAGCCAAUUAGGGUUUCUGCCACAUUUGAACACUUGGUGUAUAAGAUAGACCAUGAAGACACACAGUAUCCACCUGUGAGAUGUGGUUUAACAGACGAGGAAGUAGCACGUCAGUUGGAGUUGUCGUAUAAUUUCACUCUGAAGCACUCUUAUUUUGGUUGGUGGACACACCGGCGGUUUCUUGAGUUUGCAGCAGUUGUAGAUCAUACGAGAUACCUUUUCACUCAAAGUAAUGUGUCAAUAGUUCAGCGCCAAAUAUUUAAUGUUGUCAAUAUUGUGAAUUCCAUCUAUCGUCCACUUGACAUUGACAUAGUUUUGACUGGGAUUGAGAUAUGGACUGAAAAGGAUCCAUUUUCUACCCGUGGGGACUUAGAUCAGGUUUUGGACUUGUUUACUCUUUGGAAAUCUUUUAACUUUGAUGCCCGAGUGCAUCAUGAUUCUGUACAUCUAUUUGUAAAAGAAAUGUUUAAUGUAAAGCUUGGUGUUGCCUAUGUUAAUGCAAUAUGCCAGAGUCCAUUUAAUUGUGGAGUUGAAGUUUUUGAAGACAACAGCUUGGUCCUUUUUUCAAUUACUGUGUCCCACGAACUUGGUCAUAAUUUGGGUAUGGUACAUGACACUGUAUGGUGUGUCUGUGGGGUAGAAUUUUGCAUAAUGUAUGCCUUCAGAAGAGAAACAACUAAAUUCAGCAACUGCAGUUAUUUAGAUUAUUAUAAUAAUAGUUUGAGUUUUGGAACAUGUAUUCAAUCUCCUCCAAAUGCACAGAAUAUCUUCAGGGGGAAGCUCUGUGGAAACCUAGUGGUUGAAGAAGGAGAGGACUGUGAUUGUGGAAGCCCGCAUCAGUGUAUGAAUGAUCCCUGUUGUCAGUUAAACUGCACUCUGAGUCCUGGAGCUGCCUGUGCUUUUGGAAUCUGUUGCAAAGACUGCAAAUUCAGGCCAUCAGGGACUUUAUGUAGACAACAGAUCAGUGACUGUGACCUUCCAGAGUGGUGCAAUGGGACAUCCCACCAAUGUCCAGAUGAUGUGUAUGUGCAGGAUGGGUUUCCCUGCAGCACUGAUACCUACUGCUAUAAAAAGACAUGCAGUAACCAUGAUAAGCAGUGUAAAGAGAUUUUUGGCCAAGAUGCGUUGAGUGCAUCUCAGAAUUGCUACAAAGAAAUCAACACCCAAGGAAAUCGUUUUGGUCACUGUGGGAUUGUAGGUGCAGGAUACAAACAGUGUUUGACUGCUGAUAUCAUGUGUGGGAGAAUUCAGUGUGCAAAUGUAGUAGAAAUUCCAAAAAUGAUAGACCAUUCUACAGUGUAUCAAUUUCGGUUCAAUAAUACUGCUUGCUGGGGCACUGAUUAUCAUUUAGGGAUGACUGUCCCUGAUAUUGGCCAAGUGAAAGAUGGCACUGUGUGUGGUCCAGAAAAGAUCUGUAUCGAAAGAAAGUGUGCCAAUAUGGUUCGUGUGUCACAAACCUGUCAGCCUACAACCUGUAACAAGAGAGGGAUCUGCAAUAAUAAACAACACUGUCACUGCAUCCGUGGAUGGGCACCUCCCUUCUGUACAGACAAAGGAUUUGGAGGUAGUAUUGAUAGUGGCCCACCCCCUAAGAACAGCAGAGAAAGAGUAGGUGUGUCUGGCAAUGUGGGUUACAUCAUAUUAUUUUGGCUUCUUCCUUUUAUUGUUUUAAUUUUAGGUUUGUUUUUUAUACUUCAUAAGGAAACAAAGAAUAAAGGUCCUUAA
Otolemur garnettii (small-eared galago) is the source of this 2279-nucleotide messenger RNA. RefSeq names its product ADAM metallopeptidase domain 20 (gene ADAM20). Gene Ontology annotation, molecular function: metalloendopeptidase activity. Lineage: Eukaryota; Metazoa; Chordata; Mammalia; Primates; Galagidae. The record is from RefSeq and is a predicted model, not a curated record. Gene Ontology annotation, cellular component: plasma membrane; external side of plasma membrane; sperm head plasma membrane. The transcript has 2 exons. Gene Ontology annotation, biological process: proteolysis; male gonad development. Bases 120 to 2279 code for a protein of 719 amino acids.